Messenger RNA from Didymosphaeria variabile, 2205 nucleotides. RefSeq lists its product as uncharacterized. Lineage: Eukaryota; Fungi; Ascomycota; Dothideomycetes; Pleosporales; Didymosphaeriaceae. The record is from RefSeq and is a predicted model, not a curated record. The transcript is spliced from 2 exons. Bases 1 to 2205 code for a protein of 734 amino acids.
AUGAGGGCUUCCAUUGCUCUUCUCUUUUCUGGCCUUGCCGCCCAGCAAGUUGCCGCCCACUGGGACCGUCAAGCGUCCAACUACAACACUCCCGGAUACAACAACAACGAGUGUACCGACAAGCAGAAGGGCGGAUACGACUGGUCUGACCUGAACGAUGGUGACAAGCCCGGCAAGUACGACGACUUCAACUUCGGAGGAGAUUGGUCUUGCUCCACCAAGAAGUUCGGCAAGCGUGACCACCUCUCCAAGCGCACUUUCGGAGCCAAGGCUAUCACCAACUCUUGCGGUAAGGAGAAGCCUGCUUCCUUCAGCUGCGACCAGAAGAAGGAGGGCUUCUCCUUGACCCACAUCGACGUCUCCGUUGACCACGAUGCCGACCUUGACUUCCACUACAAGAUGAAGGAUGGCAGCGUUUGCAAGCAGCGCGCUUCCUGCAAGAAGGAGGGUACUACCGUUCAGAACACCCAGUGCGGUGGUGCUGAGUCCGUCGAUGUUUACCUUGGCAACUCCAGCGAAGGCCGUGACGACUGUGAGAUUGGCUUCCACCAGAUCGGCUUCGACUGCAACCCUGGAGAAUCAUACACUCCUCCUCCUGCUUACACCCCUCCGGUGACCUCUGAGGCCCCUUCUUCCAGCUCCGAAGUGCCGCCCACGGAGACCACGCCCCCUCCCCAGACUUCCGACUCGCCACCCUCCGGAGUCCAGCAGCGAGAGCGUCAGCAUCAAGACUCCUAUCUGCGCGGUUACACAAACUCGACUGCUCCUCCCACUCCGCCUGAGACCCCGGUCAGCAGCACCCCGGUUGAGUCGACGCCCGCAGAAUCUACUCCUGCUGAAUCUACUCCCGCCGAGUCCACCCCGGCUGAGUCUAGCCCGGCUUCAUCCACCCCGAGCGGCGAGUGUGGCGGAUACGGCCAGCCUGCCUGCGAGGCUUCGUCUACUCCCGCCGAGUCUACCCCUGCCGAGUCUACCCCUGCCGAGUCUACGCCCGCCGAGUCUACUCCUGCCGAGUCAACUCCAGCUGAGUCUAGCCCGGCUUCAUCAACCCCUCCCCCGUCCGAGACCACCCCCAGCGGCGAGUGCGGCGGAUACGGUCAGCCUGCCUGCGAGGCUUCGUCUACUCCUGCCGAGUCUACACCCGCUGAGUCAACUCCCGCUGAGUCGAGCCCGGCUUCAUCCACCCCGAGCGGCGAGUGCGGCGGAUACGGCCAGCCUGCCUGCGAAGCUUCGUCUACCCCCGUGGAGAGCCAGCCCGCUGAGAGCACCCCCGUUUCUUCGGCACCUGCUGACAGCACCACGCCACCAACGGAGACCGCCCCAGCAACCUCCUACAACGGCACUGUCCCAUCUUCCCCGGUCUCUUCCCAGCCUCCCACUGUUACGCCUCCUCCCGGUGGCUACACUCCUCCCGACUGUCUGCCCAAGUGCCUGAACACCUGGCUCAAGAUCAAGUCUGAGUGCAAGGACAACACUGACUCUGCCUGCUACUGCAAGGUCCCCGAUCUCACCGACAACGUCAUCGACUGUGUCAAGGCUUACGGUACUGAGGAGGAAGUCCAGCAGGCUCUCUCCUACUUCGUCGGUAUCUGCGCUCCUCAGAUCCCCGAGAACCCUGGAAUCAUCGGCAAGUGCACUGACGUGCCGCUUGCGCCGCCCUCUGCUCCUGUCAGCUCUGCGCCUGCCAGCUCUGCGCCUGCCAGCUCAGCUCCUGAGGCUCCCGCUACUUCCGCAGCUGGUUAUACUCCUGCUACCACCGCUGCUGGCGAGACUCCUGCUACUACCCCUGCUCCUGAGCAACCCACUACUCCUGCUCCUGGACAGCCUGAAACUCCCGCCACCACGCCUGCUCCCGCCCCCGAGCAGCCCAGCGACAUCCCUUGCACCACCAUCACCUACGGUGGCUCUUCGUACACCGUGCCCCAGGUCGGCUUCACGACCGAGACUCCUGGAGCUCCUGGUGCCAACCCAACCGAGCCCAUCGCUCUCUAUCCGGCUGCCCCUACGCCGGCUCCGGCUCCUGCCAACCCUACCGCUCCCUACCCGGUCGCUUCGGGCGCAUCUGGCUUCACCUCCGUCUCCUACCCAACUGGCACUGGAGCGCCCAACACUCCUCCUCCUUCGGAGUUCACUGGCGCGGCCUCUGCUCUGAACGUCAAGGCUGGUAUGGUCUUCGGUGCCGCCCUCGCUUUCUUUGCUCUGUAA